AUGGCACCUAAACGCAGUCCAACAACAGCAGGACUCGGCCGAGGAAAACGCGCGAAAAACAACCUCGUGUGUAUCGUCGGGUUAAAAAAUCGUCCGGAUCUCAACGGGAGAUAUGGAACCGUGAUCGCUCACGACAAGAGUACCGACAGAUACACCGUGAAAGUGAGUGGCAAAAAAAACGAAGAAGAAGAAUCCGUGCUUGUGAAGAGCGAGAAUGUAACGAACGUUGACUCUAAGAGAGCCAUUCAAGCGAGGAAGAAAGGGCAGUUCAACACGUUAGAGAAGCUGUUCGCGAAGAAGACAGGUGGGCAGCAGCAGACGGAAGAAGAAGACAGGGCGGCGAAAACGCAUAUUUUCACAUCUCCCAAAGUCAAGGUGAAGAAAGAGGAGCACGGAAGCACUGACGACGACACCAACGACGACGACGACGAGGGAGACAAACGCGAGCAACACCAAAAAACUUCCGCGAGAGAGCGAAACAACAACACGGUGGUCGACGCGGGAAACACAGUGUCUCCUUCUUCUUCGUUUCCUCGGUUCCCACCGGACGGUACCGCAGUUCCCGGCCCGAGCGCCUCGUGGUUUCUCUUUCAGCUCCAAAAAAGAGAGAAAGAAAGAGGAAGAGAAAAGAAAGCAAAAGAGGGACCAAAAAAACUAAUUUAG
Molecule: messenger RNA, 663 nt
Organism: Bathycoccus prasinos
Lineage: Eukaryota; Viridiplantae; Chlorophyta; Mamiellophyceae; Mamiellales; Bathycoccaceae
Exons: 1
Coding region: 1-663 (220 amino acids)
Source: RefSeq, a predicted model, not a curated record